AAGGUUGAAUUGAUUGAUUUGCUCGGAGGAAAGAGAAAAUUAUACUCCGUUUGUGUUCUACAAGGUACAGAGAGUAGUGAAAACGUUAGGCACAAGGAGAUGAGUAGAGUGGCCCUUAUCAUCUUCGCUUGAUAUGCACGGGCAUGCACCUGUGCUUUCAGUGUGAAAGUCUGUGCCUGGAAUCGAAGGCUAUCUGUAUAUUCGAGCUUCAAUGAGGUGAAAUAUGCUUGAUUUGUGGAUCGAAGCUGUUGAGCUGUGUGAAGAAAAGAUCGUAGCUUUCUUGUGAUCGUCUGUUCGAGGUCAUUGAUUGAGUGCAACCGAGAUCUGAACAGGGUUUUAAAUAUUUAUUUAUUUUUAUUUUUUUGUGAUUUUGUUUCUGGGUUUAAAAGAUUCUUGUUCUUUGAGGAAUUUGGGACUCAUCAACUGUAAAAUUUUCAGUUAAAGCUAAAAGAUUUGGUUUCACUUUCAUGGUGGAGUUUGAGCUGAAAUAUGAUUGUUGAUCAGUUCAAGAUUUGGCAUAUGAAUUUCUUGGAAAUGAAAUUCUGUGCCUGGGGGUGUUUGGUGAAGAAUAUAAAGAGCUGAUGAAGCUGAACUUUUUCGUGUUCUGUAGUAGAAGAGGUUUUGGUUGAACAUAUUCGCAGCCGCAGGGGAGUUAUAGUUAACAUUUACUUCAAAAUAUUUACGUGAAGAACUAUAAUUUCCUCAAUUCUCUUGCACUAUAUUUGGGGGUUGGCAGUGAAGGGGGUGGGGUGGAGUGGGGUAGAUAUCUAUUGCUAUGACUGCAUGCAUUGAAGUGGUGCCAAAUUUGGGUUGAAAAGGGCAAUUUUCUUUCUUGUUGGAUCUUUUUACUGUUGAACCUGCAGGAAUGAAGCUCUCUUCUUCUGGUUUAAGUCAGCAGUCUCCUGAAGGGGAUAAGAAUUGUCUGAAUUCUGAACUUUGGCAUGCCUGUGCUGGUCCUCUUGUUUCUUUACCUGCUGUUGGGAGCCAUGUGGUGUAUUUUCCUCAGGGUCACAGCGAACAGGUUGCUGUAUCAACCAACAAGGAAGUUGAUGCACAAACACCGAACUACCCAAGCUUGCCUCCACAGCUAAUUUGUCAGCUUCAUAAUGCGACCAUGCAUGCUGAUGUCGAGACAGAUGAGGUUUAUGCUGAAAUGACCUUGCAACCAUUAAGCCCGCAAGAGCAAAAGGAUGUUACUUUACUUCCUGCAGAUCUGGGUACUCCCUGCAAACAGCCAACAAAUUACUUCUGCAAAACAUUAACGGCAAGUGAUACAAGCAGUCAUGGUGGAUUUUCAGUUCCGCGCCGGGCAGCUGAGAAAGUUUUUCCACCAUUGGAUUUUGCUCAGCAACCCCCAGCUCAAGAGUUGAUUGCACGGGAUCUGCAUAACAAUGAGUGGAAAUUCAGACAUAUUUUUCGAGGUCAGCCAAAGAGGCAUCUUCUUACUUCUGGAUGGAGUAUGUUUGUCAGUGCGAAAAGACUUGUUGCUGGUGAUUCAGUCCUUUUCAUAUGGAAUGACAAGAAUCAAUUGCUUCUUGGUAUCCGACGUUCCAAUCGCCCACAAACUGUCAUGCCUUCUUCGGUUUUAUCAAGCGACAGCAUGCAUCUGGGGCUUCUUGCUGCUGCUGCACAUGCAGCUGAAACAAAAAGCUGUUUCACCAUAUUUUUCAACCCAAGGUCUAGUCCAUCAGAAUUUGUUAUAUCUCUGGCCAAAUAUGUGAAAGCCGUUUAUCAUACUCAAGUCUCUGUUGGUAUGCGAUUCAGGAUGCUGUUUGAAACAGAAGAUUCUAGCAUUCGUCGCUAUAUGGGGACGAUAACUGGCAUAAGUGAAUUUGAUCCCGUUCGAUGGCCAAAUUCGCAUUGGCUUUCUGUGAAGGUUGGUUGGGAUGAAUCUACUGCUGGUGAAAGGCAACCUAGGGUCUCCCUAUGGGAAAUUGAGCCUUUGACAACAUUCCCCAUGUAUCCGUCGCCAUUUCCCAUGAGACUAAAGCGACCUUGGCCUCCAGGACUCCCCUCAUUCAGUGGGGUGAAGAAUGAUGAUACAGGGAUAAAUUCCUCUCUUAUGUGGCUCUGUGGAGAUAUUGGAAACGGUGGAAUGCAAUCUCUCAACUUUCAAGGAACGGGAGUCACGCCAUGGAUGCAGCCAAGGCUUGAUACUUCAACACUUGGCAUUCGAACUGACAUGUACCAAGCUAUGGCUGCUGCUGCUGCUCUUCGGGAGAUGAGGGUUAUUGACUCUUCGAAACAGAUCCUCUCGUCACGCAUCCAGUUCCAGCAACCCCUGGCUGUCGGUAGCUGGUAUGACGGUUUGGUGCAACCUCAGACCAUGCAACAGUCCCAGUCCCCUUCUCCUUUUCGUCAAAGCUUUCAAGAAAACCAGCCUCAGGCACCUCUACAACAGCAUGCUCAUCUUCUUCAGCCGCAAUUGCAGCAUCAAAACUCUUUCAGUAAUCUACAGCUCCAACAGCAGCAUUUGACUGAUCCUCAGCAGGUUUCAAGUGCUGUACCUGUCCUAUCUCAAUUGGCUUCAAGCUCUCAAGCCCAGCCUUCAGAGCUGCAAUCCGUUUCUUCCGUGCACCCACAGAACUUUCUGGAUUCAAAUGUCAAACCUGUCACUAGCAAUAUUAGUUUUCCUCUUCACAGUUUAUUGAGCUCAGUCUCCCAGGUUGAAGCGCCCAACCUUGUUAACAUGCCUAGUUCGAGAGACUUAUUAUCUUCCAGUGGUUGGCCCACAAAGAGGGUUGCCAUUGAUCCUCGUUUUCAUUUGGGAACAUCUCAGUGUAUAUCAUCCCAGGUGGAUCAGUUGGCACCACCCAACACUAACAUAUCUCAAAAUGCUGGUUCUUUGCCUCCGUUUCCUGGUAGGGAGUGCAUUAUGGAUCAAGGAAGCAAUGAUCCCCAAAGUCACCUUUUAUUUGGAUUUAAUAUAGAUUCCGCAUCCCUUCUCAUGCAGAAUGAGAUGUCACAUCUUAGGGGAGUUGGUAGUGAUAGCAAUAAUCCAACAAUAGCGUUGGCCUCUUCCAACUACUUGAGUAGCACUGGCACAGAUUAUUCAAUUGACCCAACAGCUUCUUCCAGUUGUAUCGAUGAGUCGGGUGUCCUGCAGUCGUCCAAAGGCAUGGGGCAACCAGACACAUCUUCCAAAACCUUUGUUAAGGUUUACAAGUCAGGGUCCUUUGGAAGGUCACUGGAUAUCACCAAGUUCAGCAGCUAUCAUGAGCUGCGCGGUGAACUUGCAGUGAUGUUUGGCCUCGAAGGCCAGUUGGAGGACCCUUUGAGAUCAGGCUGGCAGCUUGUAUUUGUGGACCGAGAGAACGAUGUUCUUCUCCUUGGCGAUGACCCCUGGCUGGAAUUUGUAAACAGUGUAUGGUGUAUCAAGAUACUGUCGACACUAGAGGUGCAAGAGAUGGGAAAACGAGGCUUGGAAGUCCCAGUUCAGAGACUUCCAAGCAGCAGCUGUGAUAGCUACGCAAGCCGGCAAGAGUCCAGGAAUAUGAAUACCGGGAUACCAUCUGUUGGGACUCUUGAUUUUUAAAGCAGUUUUACGAGUUAAGACAAAGUCACUUGUAUUAGUAUUAUUAGCAUAUCUGCCUAAAACUUUUGGGGGGACAGAACUUCUUGCUUCUUGGUUAAGCCAUUACAUAGAAGCUAUACUGGUAAGGAUUAUAGCAUAACCUCUUCCAUUUCGCCAUCCUGUAAUGCCAAAACGCGCAUAUUUAAGGACAAUAGUGCCUUUGAAUUAGCUGUAGUUUCUUACUAUUUUACAAUCUAUUUAGAGCUCAACACUGAUAUUGGUGAUGUAUUAUGUCCAUUCAAAAGCUAUAUGUAUGUCCCCAGUAUAUUUGUUCACAGUUU
This is a messenger RNA of Olea europaea var. sylvestris, 3855 nucleotides long. RefSeq names its product auxin response factor 6-like. Gene Ontology annotation, molecular function: protein binding; DNA binding. Bases 866 to 3535 code for a protein of 889 amino acids. Gene Ontology annotation, cellular component: nucleus. The transcript has 14 exons. NCBI's taxonomy places the organism in Eukaryota, Viridiplantae, Streptophyta, Magnoliopsida, Lamiales, Oleaceae. Gene Ontology annotation, biological process: regulation of DNA-templated transcription; response to hormone. The record is from RefSeq and is a predicted model, not a curated record.